AUGAGGUUGGGAACGGCUUCUCUCUUAGGCCUGCUUGCUUUGCCCUUCGUGGCACUUGCGCAAUCAGAGGUCUACACCACCGACACAAACGGCAAUGCGUACACCACGACUGUGUACACCUCAGGCAGCACUUAUGAUGGAGCAACCACCACCAGUUUUUCAGCGCCGACCUAUGUCCCUGCCAUCCAAACCGUGCCAUACACAGGCCAAGCACUGCUUGUGGGGACGUGCAACAUCGCUAGAUUCACCCUCCUCACAUUCCCCAACGGCGACACGGUCGAAGUUCCACUUGUAGGAUGUUCCGACGAUCGGCCAGAAUGCUGCCCGUCAUUGAACUUCACACAUUCCGAGCCAGAAGAGACGGGUUCUGCUUCUCCGUCAGCCACGGAGUCGAGCGACGAGGGAGACGGUCACGAAUCUAGCACGGCCUGGACAGGCACGACUCCCAGCCCGACUCCAACGGGAGUUGUUUCCAUGCUGAGCAACGCCCCACUUACUGUUUGUCCAAGCGAUAUGGUUGACAUUGACCCAGUCUGCUGUCCGAGUGGGUUCACCACUUACGGCGAAAGCAUCAUCGGCAACCUCCCCUGUGUGAGCACACUCACCACGACAAUCUCACCCGAUUCGGCCGUGCUGGCAUCCAUAACCUCGAUGGUCUCGGCCUCUCUGGCCGCCCAGUCGACAAUGACAACCACAACCCCGACCAUCAACGUCAUUGUGAACCAAGUAUGGGCCCUUGGUCUCCCCUGCGCCGACGACGAAGAAGGCGGAGAAGAAGGAGACCACACGCAUCUAAGCACGGGCGCCAAAGUCGGGAUCGCGGUGGGCGUCGGCGUCGGCGGCCUUCUCAUCAUCGGUUUCCUCUGGGCCUGUCUCGCCGUCCGCCACCGCCGACGGGCAAAGAUGCGGAAACUCGAAGCCGCAAACACCGCAGCCGGCGGUCCCAUUCGGCCUGAGUCGGGGGCGUAUGCGGCGGCACAGGAGAAUCCCAAACACGCCUCGAUGGCGUCGACCAUGGUGGCUCCGACCCCAUCAAUAGGCAGCCCGAACAUGCACGAGCCGUACGGCUCGCCCCCCGGCACGCACGGAUUCAGCCCGGCGUUCGGGUACGCAGCGCCGCCGCAAGCCCAACCUCCGCAGAUGAUGCAGAUGCAGGUCCAGCAGGACCCCUACGGCCAUGCGUACGGCAUCCACACCAUCCCGCAAGGCUACCCGCUCGUGGGCUACCCGCAAUCCCAAUCCCCGCCACCGCCAUUCUACCCCUCUGGCGGCGGCGGCGGCAGCUACGGCAGCCAGGCCGCAGGACAAUACAAAGACGCCGUCCCCGCCGAAGUCGCGGGGAAUGAUGUCCCAGUCCGCCAUAAUAACCUCUCACCUCCCCAUCGCGACAGCGCGGGCUUCUCGACCAACGCCAGCGCCAGCGACACGCGCAGCCAGAUCACCUCGACCACCAACACCAACACCAACACCGCGGUGGGCAGUUGGCAACCACCACCGGGCGCGGAGCCCAAACCGCCCGCCGAACUGAGUUAG
Messenger RNA from Fonsecaea multimorphosa CBS 102226, 1533 nucleotides. RefSeq lists its product as uncharacterized. NCBI's taxonomy places the organism in Eukaryota, Fungi, Ascomycota, Eurotiomycetes, Chaetothyriales, Herpotrichiellaceae. The transcript has 5 exons. The record is from RefSeq and is a predicted model, not a curated record. The coding region runs from base 1 to 1533 and encodes 510 amino acids.